Molecule: messenger RNA, 988 nt
Organism: Exaiptasia diaphana
Lineage: Eukaryota; Metazoa; Cnidaria; Anthozoa; Actiniaria; Aiptasiidae
Product: protein SICKLE
Exons: 2
Coding region: 97-492 (131 amino acids)
Source: RefSeq, a predicted model, not a curated record
AAAUUUUCAAGAUGGCGGCCAAAACAGAUAGCUUGCACUGAAAAUAAGUAAAUCAAGUGACCUUAUAGUGCUCUUUUUGUAUUCUAAAUACUCAUUAUGAGUAAUCAUUGGCGGCCUAGAUUMCCACCUAAUCAGGGAGGACGUUUUGCAGGACCAAAUCCUAGAUUUCCRCCACUUCAGCCACCUCCAAACGACGGCUGUCGGCCGAGACAGGAUCACUUUGAAGGCCCAGGAAGACCGUAUUUCCAACCAAGACAGGGGUUUUAUUCACGUGGUAGACAUCCAGCUCCAUAUAGAGGAUUUAGACCAGACUUUGGAUUCCGUGGAAGAGGUCGAGGGCCGCGGGGUAGAUAUGGACGUGGUGGAUUCAAUCAAGGACCAGACAGGGGCAUAGAAGCAUAUUACAAGCAUUCCAUGGUUGAAGAUCCAUGGAAAAAACUYSAAGAAAAACAAGCUCAAAAAGCUGCCAAUUUUCCUGCAAGCUCCACAUAAAUGUCAUGAGGAUGUUAAUAAUUAAUAAGGAUUAUUGUUAUUUAUUGGUUAUAAGAUUGGCAAGUGAAAAACUAUACCAAAAUUUAUCAUCUUUGGCAGCUUUUCUAUUUCAGGCUUCCUUUUCAUGGUCCAUGGUCCCCUCAUGGUAUUUCUUGAGCCUUUCUUUAUAACGGUAAUGUUGACCAUUAUUUUAACUUUAUAGUGGUCAUAAUCAUGAUAGUUAUAGAGUUGAUGUUGUUGGGCAUAAGUGAGUUUUGGGUCAAUUUUCAACUGUUGCUUCUCUGAGGCUGAGUGAGCCAGAUUCAAGCCAAAAACAAAUUUCUACAGGAGAACAUGAAAUAAUGGACUUGGGGCCAUCUUGCAUCCAUAGUCUGUGCUUUAUGCUCUGACUGGUUAAUAGGUGGGCGCCAAUGUUUACAUUUUAGCUAAUUUGCAUAAAAGUCAGAAAUUGAAUUUCAAGACACAAGAAAAUCAAGCCCAUAAAUGAAAAGAACUC